Didymodactylos carnosus is the source of this 1192-nucleotide messenger RNA. Lineage: Eukaryota; Metazoa; Rotifera; Eurotatoria; Philodinida; Philodinidae. The record is from the annotation of a GenBank genome assembly.
AUGACCAGAUUUAACCAAAAUUCAAAACAAAAGAAAAUGUCCUAUUAUCAUCAUGCAUCAUCAAAUACAUUUCUUUACAAAACAGUCGGACAACAAUUUGAUGAGACUGUUGAUAAAUAUCCGGAGCAUGAAUGUUUGGUGUUUAAGGAAGAAAAUAAACGCUGUACAUAUAAAACAUUUCAAUAUGAAAUAAAUCGUUUAGCUAUAUCGUUAUUAGAACUGAAGUUGAACAAAUGUGACUGUAUAGGUGUGUGGUUACCAACAACGUCAGCAAAUGUAACAUUAACGUUUGCUGCAUCAAAAUUAGGUCUAAUCAAAGUAAAUAUUAAUCCAAAUAAUACAGCAUCUGAAUUACUACAUUGUUUAAAUACAACAAAAUGCAAAUGUUUGGUAAUGCAAGCAAAUGUUAAAUCUCUAAAUUGUAUAAAUAUAAUAGAAAAUAUUCUGCCAGAAUUAGCACGAUCAAAAACCGGUGAAGAACUAAACUCCCAAUUGAUACCAACAUUGAAAUAUGUUGUUGUUGUUGAUUCAACAACAUCGAUAAAAGGUAAUAAUGGUUUUGUCAUACACAGCUGAAGAAUAAAACAAAACUGAGAGAUUAUAAGAUAACACAGCAACAGACUUGUGUCAAAACAAUCAUUAUCAUAGACGUGCGGUUUUAAUCUUAAAUAUUGACAGUUGUGCUAAUUUUCAGUAAGCUAUACGUUUUUCCGAGAAAAGUAUCUCACGAGAGAACCUUUCGAGACGAUAAAACGCUUUUUGCUCUGAAUCUACUGGGUUAUAAGUUAUCGACCAUGCUGAUAGAUCCAAUUUUCUAGAAAACCAGCUUUUCGGAAAGUUUAAAAUAUAACCAGAACAUUUCUUAAUGAGACAUGAUUGUAGUCCACAAAUUUCAGAUUAAAAUGAGACAUCCCCCAGCUUAAUACAAUCUUUCUUUGCAAAGUUAUAGAAUUUACAAGAAAAGCCCUAAAUUAGUUUUUUCUUACUUAUUUCUGCAGCUUUGACCUGAUAAUGAACACGUAGGGCUUCUCUUGUAAAUUCUAUAACCUUGUAAAGAAAGGUCGUGUAGAGCUGGGAGAUGUCUCAUCUUAAUCAGAAAUUUACGGGCUACGUGUAUGUCUCGGUAAGAAAGAUUCUAGUUAUAUUUUAGAGUUCCUGAAAACUGACAUUUUGGCAAACCGAAUCUUCGAAG